CUGUAACGCAGCGGAGUGUGAGGAGUGUGCGUGAUGUUUAACGUCGCGCAUCAGGGUCGGAAAUACGUCCCUACGCGCUCCUCGGUCACAGAUGACUGUCCAGUAACCGCGCGGUGUGUUCAGAUCAACAAACCCUCCUGUACACUGAAGGAAGCCCCAGAGGCGACCUGGCCACCGAGUGCCAAGAUGCGGAUCUCAAAGGGCAACAAGGGCGCGGUGGUGAGAGUCCGGCGGAAUGCGUCUCCUCAACCGGCCAGCCUGGAGGAGCUGGAGGCGUCUUGGAGCGACAGAGGGCAGUCGGAGGUGAAGCCACCGGAGAGUUUACCGAGCCCCGAAGCCGCCGGGAACGGGAUUGAAGGAGGUCCACCACGGAACAGGAAGAAAGGGUUCAGACCCCCCGAUGUGAGAACCAUCUUCUCCCCAGGAGAGAAGGACCCCAGGGUGAAAGAUGAGUCCGGGGAGGGACACACGUUCGAGCCCGGAGGCAAUAACACAUGGUGUGACGUGUGCUGCCAAUACAUCUUCUAUCAUGGUCUCACCUGUGCAGGUUGUAAGUACACAUGUCACACGGCUUGUCGGGACCGAGUGUCUCUGGACUGUCACCCUGCAGCUUCAGUCAGUCAGGACCAGCUCAACAACAACACGCCGCCUCAUGAUGUGGAGAAGGAGAGAGAGUUGCGGACAGAGUUCAGCAGGGAGGAAAUCAGGCAGAAGGUCGAGCAGUACAACAAGCUGACCACAGACCUCCUUAAAAUGACACUGAAUCAUCAUACUGGUGUGUAUACUGGUUUCAUCAAGGUCCAGAUGGACUUGAGGAGGCCGGUGACGGUGCGGGGGGGCCAAAGAGGAGCAGGAGGAGCAUUAGUGGAAGAGGCAUUCUAUCUGCCCCGAGGAGUCACCAACACCCUCCACAUUAGCUCCAAUAACACAGUCCGACAGGUGAUCGUCGCCCUGCUGAGCAAGUUCACAGUCGCAGACAACCCGGCGAAAUACGCCCUGUACAAACGCUAUUGCAGGGAGGAGCAGGUAUAUGUGUGUAAGCUGGCGGAUGGCGAGCAGCCGUUGUUUCUUCGUCUGGUGGCGGGACCCGACAGCGACACGCUCAGCUUCGUACUGAGAGAGCAACAGACUGGAGAAGUCAUGUGGGAUGCAUUUUCCAUCCCUGAGCUGUGUAACUUCCUGCGGAUCCUCGACAAGGAGGAGGAUGAGCAGAAGGUGGCGGUGAUUCGCCGCUACGAGGCCUACCGGCAGAGACUGCAGGAGGCCCUGAGGGAGGUCAGAGGGCCUUCUUAGAGGACUGAACUCUAUAAAACAGGACUACUGCCCCCCAGAGGAACGGAGGAGGUGAUUUAUUUUUUUUUUAACCUCCUCAGAGGAGAUAAUUGUGUAAAUUCUGAUGGAGAGAGAGGGAUGUGAGAAGAGAGGAUCCAGCACCUGGAAGAAGGGAUGAUACAGACAGAAAGAGGGAUGAUAUAAAGAGGACUGGACAUAAACUGAGAGACAGCAAGCAAAGGACAAGUGAAUAAAGGGAUGAACGGACAAAAUUUGGACGGACGCAGCUGGAGUUUGAUUCAGCCUGGAUUAAAGACGUCAAACUUCUGCCUGCAGUCUGCCUCCUCACACCAAAGAUUCACUCUACUGUGCCAUAUUCAUUCAUCCCCUCGCCCUCUCUCGGUCCAUCCCUCUCUUCUUCUUCUCUCACUCUGUCCUGCUGUCACAUAAUUUAUGCUGUUUAUCCGAUUCCUCUUCGUUUCCCUUUUUUUUAUCCUUUUAAACUUGUGAAAGACUCAAGGCCAUAUGUUGAGUUAGAGUUUUAUUUAAUUUGUUUGUUUCAAGGUCUGUAAAUAUUUUUUUUUCUUAAUUUAUAUGGGUGAAGCUUUUUAUCUUUUUAUUUUGUUGUUGUUUUUUAAGCAAAAAAAAAGUCUUAUUUUAGUUUAUCCUACAAAGGCAGAGCACCGAUCUGAUGUUUACACAGACACGGAGAAUAGUUUAUCCAAACUAGAGGUUAAAUACUCAGACAUCAUGAGCAUCAGACACCACUGGAUGUAGAUCAAAAACCAUCCCUCAAGCUGUAGCUAUAUAUAGAUGAUGGAAAUACAAGAAAAUUUGAAAAAAUCCUGGAAUUAAAGAAGUCUUGACCAUCGUUGCGUUUAGCUUGAAUCACCCUGAAAGUUGAGAAAUAUUUCUGAGAUGACAAAGGAACAAGGUGGCUGGAUGAAGGUAUGGAGUCUCAGGUGUGCCAACGACUAUACUGUAAAACUACAUUAUAAAAGCUAAAAAGAUUUCUUUUUUCGUUUUACUUACUUUUUAUUGCUUUUAAUAUAACAUAAAGAUUGCAAAAUGAACAAUAAAAUAACAGAACAGACUAUGUCCCCUGGGGCAACACGUAAAAAGCCCUUAAACAUUUUGAUAUUUCAUUCAUAAAUAAUUUGUCUCCUGCUGUAACAUUUAAUUUUUAUUUAGUGAGGAGACAGAAAAACUAAAAAUACCAGUUUAUACGGCUCAUUUAAAAUUGAUUCACCAAUUCAAUUAAAAACAAAACAAAUGUGUUAAUUGGCAAAUGCGAUGUUAAAUCAUUAACUCUAAUUUCCAUAAUUUUCCUGCUUUUACGAAUACAAUGUAGAAGUGAAAUUUAAAGACAAUAUCUUUAUAUUUAUUAACAUUCGACUUUCUGUUUUUAAUGCAUAAUUUUAUUUCAAAUUUUAUUAUUUUUUAAGAUAUUAUUAUUAUUAUUAUUAUUAUUAUUGGCACACUUCAGACUCCAUAGUAGGUUGGCACGGAACUGAAUGUUGUAGACGAAGGUGCAGUGAUAUGAAAACAGAUGUAUUUCAGAUUUAAUGUGACUGAAAACAGACAUAACACAUAAUCAAAGAGGAAAGGUUUUUAUUGAAAGACUAAAAUAAUAGAGUGAAAUAGAGGCGUGUGAGCACGGGAAGAAAUUCAGUUCUUGUUGUGAAGACAAGUAAGAACGAUUGAGACAAACUGGUUGGAUUUAAAGCCUUUGUUUGCAUUUUCACUCCACCAGCUGAGUUCGAUGCAACAUGACCUGGAGAGACUGACGUAGUUUGGAUAGACCUGACCCCUGACCUUUGACCCGGCAUGUUUAGAGCAGGGAGGAUUGAGAUUUGAGUGGUUUCUGUAAGUUGACUGAGAAGUUCAGAGGAAGUAUUGGAUAAAAAUUAAAUGUUGGGAAGGUUUUUAAAAGGCCAGAGGAGCAGUAAAGCAGUGUGACCAUAACCUGGAGGACAAUGACGGGAUUUUCCUCAAACAACCUGCUUGUUCACUCUGUGCAUUUAUGAAAGCUCCUGUAGUCCACAGCUGAGAGAAAAGGAGGUCUGCAAGUGCUGACAGCUGCAGAAAACGGCUGCAUUGUGCAGCUCUCCGGCCUGUAUGUCUGUCGGCAGGCGUUCAUUUUAAACAACUGUUUAUGUGCUCUUAUCUCAAGUUUAAAAGCGCAGCAUUGUCUCCUCCUUGUCUUUUAUUCCUGGUGGAUAAAAAGGAAAAAUAUUAGAGGGAAACAAGGAAAGACAGAAAGGAUGGUAGUACAGAGAAGAGAAUAAAAUAAAGGACGGAAAGACAGAAAAUUUAAGAAAGCUAUGCAUUACGAAGUGUAAACGAAGGUUAGAAAAAGGUGAGUUUUGUGCAGUUGGGGUGCAUGAAAGGCUGUUGGUGGUUUUACAGGUAAAUAGCUGCCUUUAAAUAUGCAAUGUCUUCUUUAAGUAUAUUUAAUUGAUCAUUUAUGGCUUAGAGACCAAAAAUGCUUGUUUUCUAUAUAGUUCUUUUUGUUUUGUUUUUUGCUUUUUGAAUUAGCAGUUAGUCAGAAACAACAAACAAGUAAAGAUAAAUCACAAGACAAUCAUUUGGACAACCAAAACUUUAAUUCAGACUAUUAAAAUGUAUCAUUAGUCAUUAAAAAUAUGUAUUGUUUGAGCUGCAGGUACUGAAUGAAGUCAAACUGACGGUGCUUUUCUGUAGAAAUCUGUUGUACAAUACCGCCAUCCAGUGGACGAAUACUGCAACUAUUCUCUCAUAUCUGUGUCAAACAAAUGUAUUGAUUUAUUUAAAUGUUUUUGUUAUAACCAAAUAUAUUUUUGUGGUGUUGCCUGGAGCAAAAAUAUAUUGGAGGCCUGUUCCCACUAGAGGGGAAAAACAAAUAGUUAAGAGUUUUAUUUAAAGGGGGGUUUAACCCUAGUCUAUUCUACUAUCAAACACUGGGUUAAAUCUAUGGAAGCAAAAUUAAAAAGGCCAUAAGGAUUUGAGUCUUACAAGCAACUGAAUACCUAAUUGUGACAUUUAAAGGGGAUCCAAUUUUAUGUAUUAAGUUCAGUUAAUUCAUCGUGAGUUGAAAUAAUAAAUGGAAAAUAACCCGAAUGAUGUUUUAGCAGAAAUUAAGAUGCAUUAUGGGAAAUGAAGGAUCCAGCAUUUUUGGAGCUUGACCUGUAUCGGGACCAUUUAAAAAAAAAAAAAUAAUAAUAAUAAUAAUUAUUACUUUUUUAUUCUGUCAGUACCCAAACUUUAUGGAAGUGGCCCUGAAUACUAAAUGUUUAAAUUUAAAUACCCCUGAAUGAAGAGCAUUUUUAAUUGGUUAUUAUCAGAUUUAAAGUCCAGUUAUAAAAUCAAAAAGGAUAAAAAAUUUAAAGUUAAAAAUCAGCAAAACGUGAAAUGAACAAUUGGAUAUGGGUGGGAAUUCAAACUACAUAGGUAUUCAGUCAAUUAUGAAGCUCAAACUAUUCUGGCCUUUUCUUGGUUUCCGUAUAAUAUAAUUUAAAAGGAUGCAAAAAUCUGCAUGGAAACAGUUAAUGCAUCCCAUGUUGUUGUUUGUAUGUGUAUCUGAUAAACAGCUUUAGCUGGUAAAACACAUCAUACCAGACUAGUUGUAUCAAUUAAUUGUUUUGGGGCACUUUAACUUUGAAUUCAGGGACGACGGGUUUUUGAUUUAUGAUUAUUUUUUUCUCCUGUUUAAUCUGCAAACUUCAGCCAUCACACUUUAUCCUAACAUCUAAUACACUAUACUCUCGUCUUGAAAGGUCUUGUUAAACUCCACUUUUUAACAAGUACAGAGUGAGAUGAUGUUUAUUUUAUUUUUUUAUGCUUUUUUUUUUUUUUUUUUUUUUUUUUUUUGGUCUCAAAGAGCUUCCAUAUGGUUUUUGCUCUGAGUUAGCUGUAGACUGUGAAAUGUUUGGUUGAAUCUCGACUCUCGCAUGUGUUCCUGUUCGUCUCUACAUACGUGCUUACUGUACACACUACUGUGCCGUUUAAAGCAUGCAUAAUCCUAGUUAUAACAGCAGGUCAGACUGCAUUUGGAAAAUAAUCUUUGGAGUGAAUAUGCUGACAAGAUGGGUUAAAAACAAAUUGUGCUUUUCAAAUGCGGUCAGAUCUGCUAAUAAUACAAUAUAAAUUAGGCUUGUUGAUCAAUAUAUCUAUUAUGAAAAGCUUUUGGGCCAGUAGUGUUAAUGAAGAGUUGAUAUAUGAUACCUGGUAUGUAUUCAAAGAUCUUGUUUUAAGGCCGUUCAAUCAUAACUAGCGUCUUAGAGCGUGUAAACGAUUGGCUUUAAGGUUCAUUCUUGACCUUAGAAGUAGACGUUUGAAAAAGUGUUUGACUCUUGGGGUCAGUUUUCUUCAGUUUCAUGCGAUCUGUGUGUCUAGUUUGAGCAGCCUGUAAUGUUAAAAGCCAAAGAUCUGUCUGUAGCUCUUCUGCCAUUUACGGAUAUUAUUAUUAUUUUACAAUUAUGCUGUUUUUGUUAUUUGUUGUUCAUCAGGUGUUUCUCGCAUGAUGACUUCCUCACAAGCAUGUGAGCUAGAAAACACAAAGUUCACUCUGUUGCUCUGCACUUGAUGGAGACAAAAUGGUGGUUUUAAUUUCAGACCUGAGCUGCAAAAAUCCCAAAUUAUUGUCGUCUUUUAGAAUUGGAAAAAAAGAUGAAUCUCAAAGAUUGUUUAUAACGAUAAAUUGACCAGUUGUCGAGUCAAGAUUAAAGUCAAUAGAAGGCUUAUUUAAGUGAAAGAUUUAGCUGAAUUUUGGCCUUUGAGCUCAGGUCUGAAAGCGCAGACCUCAGCAGUGCCUUUUCCAAAGUUUGACAGCAGCAGACAGAAAAACAAACCUGCAGGAGAGACUGAGGAUUUCAUCAACAGUUAACUGAGGCAGGUUUAUUUUUGUUGGUGUCUUGUGAUGUCUCUUUGAAUCGUUACCAAAUGUGGCCUUUCCUCUCACAAGGCGGGCUCUAUCUAUUAAAGGUGAAAUUAAAACAAAAA
Molecule: messenger RNA, 6252 nt
Organism: Micropterus salmoides (largemouth bass)
Lineage: Eukaryota; Metazoa; Chordata; Actinopteri; Centrarchiformes; Centrarchidae
Gene: rassf3
Product: Ras association domain family member 3
Exons: 7
Coding region: 34-1293 (419 amino acids)
Biological process (GO): signal transduction
Cellular component (GO): cytoplasm
Source: RefSeq, a predicted model, not a curated record